AUGGUCAAAAAGCAGACAAGCCCCGCCUACGUCUUGGGCGUGGGCAUGACCAAGUUCAUUAAGCCGCGCGGUAAAGUCGACUACAACGAGCUGGGCUACGAGGCCGGUAUCAAGGCUCUGCUCGAUGCAAAAAUCACAUACGACGACGUCGACCAGGGAGUCGCCUGCUAUGUCUAUGGCGACAGCACCUGUGGCCAGCGCGUCUUCUACCAAUUCGGUCUGACCAAUAUCCCCAUCUACAAUGUCAACAACAACUGCUCGACCGGCUCGACUGGUCUCGCCAUGGCCCGCACGAUGGUCUCUCACGGCGCCGCGGACUGCGUGCUCGUCGUCGGCUUCGAGAAGAUGAACCCCGGUAGUUUGCAAUCCAUGUACAACGAUCGCGCCAACCCAACCGGUCUGUUCGGUAUGAUGAUGGCCGAGACUAGGGGUAUCACCAAUGCGCCCGGUGCUGCGCAGAUGUUCGGUAAUGCUGGUCGCGAGUAUAAGGAGAAGUACGGCGCCACAAACGAAGACUUCGCCGAAAUCGCCCGCAUCAACCACGAACACUCCAAGCGCAACCCCUACUCGCAAUUCCAGCAAGAAUACACCCACGAACAAGUCAUGAAAUCGCCCAUGAUCCACGAACCCCUUACCAAGCUGCAAUGUUGCCCGACCUCCGACGGCGGCGCCGCCGCCGUCAUCGUCUCCCAGGAGUUCCUCGAUGCCCGCCCGCAUCUAAAGGAGAACGCGAUCCUGAUCGCCGGCCAGACCCUCGCCUCCGACACCGACCAGGUCUACAACCAGAGCUCGAUCGACCUGAUGGGCUUCGGCAUGUCGCGCUAUGCGUGCCGGAAGGCGGUUGCCGAGGCCGGCGUGAAUGUUAAGGAUAUCAAGGUCUGCGAGUUGCAUGAUUGUUUCUCGGCCAAUGAGAUGAUUACCAUUGAUGCCCUGGAGCUGUGUGAGCCUGGUAAGGCGCAUGAGAUGGUGAGGAAGGGGGAUAUUACCUAUGGCGGGAAGAUGGUUAUUAACCCCUCUGGUGGUCUGAUUUCGAAGGGUCACCCGCUUGGUGCGACGGGUAUUGCGCAGUGUGCUGAGUUGGUGUGGCAUUUGCGUGGCUGGGCGAAUAACCGUCUGAAGGAUGGGACUGAUGCGGCGCUGCAGCAUAACCUGGGUCUUGGUGGUGCAGUUGUUGUGACCGUCUACAAGCGUGCUGAUGGCAAGGUUGCUGCGGCUGUUCCUUCGGAUGUUGUGGCUAAGAUUACCGGUCUGGGCUAUAACCCUGCUGUUGAGGCUCGCGGGUUCACGGCUGAGCAGGCUAAGUCGGUUGUUAGCCAGAAGCACAGCAGUGAGUAUGCGGUUGCGGAUGCGCAGGAGCGCGUGUUGGCUCGUUUCUAA
Messenger RNA from Penicillium argentinense, 1377 nucleotides. RefSeq names its product putative sterol carrier protein. Lineage: Eukaryota; Fungi; Ascomycota; Eurotiomycetes; Eurotiales; Aspergillaceae. The record is from RefSeq and is a predicted model, not a curated record. Gene Ontology annotation, molecular function: acyltransferase activity, transferring groups other than amino-acyl groups. Bases 1 to 1377 code for a protein of 458 amino acids. The transcript is spliced from 2 exons.